AUGCCUAACGGAUACACGGCACGCUUGGCACUGACGAACGAGGACCUGCGCGCGGCCUAUGUGCUGCGCGACGAGGUAUUCUGUGCCGAGCAGGGCUACAGCGCCGACCGCGAGCUCGACGCGCUCGACGACACCGCUGCGCACAUGGUCCUGGUCAGCGACGAGGACCAGCAUGUGCUCGGUGUGGUGCGCAUCCUUGCGUACCCCUUGCCGGAAGAGGAGCCCGAGUCGUACCCCCCGACGCGCAAGGACGGCGACGACCUCCCGGGCGGCGGGCGCACCGAGGCGCAGGUCAUGGAGACCUUCCAAGAGAAGCAGCAGCGCCUCGAGGAGACGUCGCAAGACUUUCUCUUGUCGGGCGGCAAGAUUGGGCGUGUCGCCGUGAGCAAGGCGCUGCGUGGAAAAGGCGCAGGACGCAUGCUGAUGGAGGCCGCCGAGGCGUGGAUCAUUAAGGCGUUGGCCAGUGCGCCGUACGUCCAAUCCGCCCAGAAUGUCGACGCAAAGAUCCAGCUGAGCGCACAGGUGAUUGCCAAGCGCUUCUACGAUAGCUUGGGGUACACCUCCGACGACGUGCAGUACCUCGAGGAGGGCGAGCCGCACCAGUGGUACAAGAAGGUGGUGUCGAUCAAGAGGGUAUAA
Molecule: messenger RNA, 639 nt
Organism: Malassezia japonica
Lineage: Eukaryota; Fungi; Basidiomycota; Malasseziomycetes; Malasseziales; Malasseziaceae
Exons: 1
Coding region: 1-639 (212 amino acids)
Molecular function (GO): acyltransferase activity, transferring groups other than amino-acyl groups
Source: RefSeq, a predicted model, not a curated record